CGCUCUUUACCUGGGUCAACCUUACGUUUCUCUUUACGGCGGCAUUAUAUAUGAGUCUUUGAAAGAGGAGGUUACGUUAUACUCUGGAGGAGGGAACUACCAUGGCAUCUAUUUUCACAUAUCAGGACGAACCGCCUCGAAUCCAUUCACCUUGGUCAACCCCAGGUACAGCAACUCCGCAACCCUUGCAGAACGUGGGCACUCCAGUGCAAGAAAGGCUUCAAGAUACACAGGGACUCAAGAAACUGGAACCUGAACGACAGGAUGGCCCCACAGAGUACAAAUUGCAUCUGCUCCUACGCCCAAGGCGGAAAUUCGUUUCCAGCUCGACGGCAUCUUCGUCUUCGGGGCUCUACUACUUUAACUCCCAGCCCGCCGCUCCCACGUCUCGGUCUCUCGAAGUUCCGGCAGUUGAUCGUCCCUCGGGUCAACCAUCUGGCCAAGCUCGUCAAAUGAGGCUCCAGCAGCUAACAACCCAACUACUGUGGCGGUUGCAACAGUCGUCGCCCUUUCAUUCCUCGUCAAAUGCGGAAUUGGUCCUGCCAGUGCUUCCUGAAGCAACACCAAGACAGGGUGUCCCGGAUCGUCCUGCGAAGCUUCUACCAGGCCUGGAAGAAAGCCAAGGUGCACUCUAUGAGAUCGGUGUUGCGGACGAUGGUACAUUGGUUGGCUUGGUGGAAGAAGAACUUCAAGAGAGCUUGAACAAUCUGAGAGCCAUGGCUGCCAGUCUGGGCUGCACCACCAAUAUGCUGCGAAAGGUUGCGGUUGGGAAUUGCGAAUGGGUAAACGCUGACAGUGACUCUGGCCAGGGACAACUGGAGAAAGAUACUCUCUGGGUUGCAGAAGUAUUGGUGUACCCCGACUCGCGUGGGUCUGUGGACGAGGAUGUUCCGAAGCAGAUUCUUGAUCCCCCUUAUGGCAUCACCGAGGCGCAGGAGGACAGCCUUACCGAACAAGCUUCAAAUGAGCAACUCCGAUUCACCUUGGUAGGAGCUACUUCUGCUGGCAAGUCUUCGCUAUUGGGUACUCUUUCCACGUCCACCCUAGACAAUGGCCGAGGAAAGAGUCGACUUUCAUUGCUCAAACAUCGACAUGAAAUUGCUUCGGGCAUCACGAGCUCCGUAGCACAGGAACUUGUUGGGUAUCGAGCCAAUCGAGAGCUCUCAGCUCCUGUCAUCAACUAUGCGUCGGGAAAUGUCUCAUCAUGGGUAGAUAUCCAUAAUUUGGCAGACCGCCUUGUCUUUCUUUCCGAUUCACCUGGAUUGCCUCGGUUCGCCAAAUCAUGCUUUAGAAGCUUGAUUUCCUGGAGACCAUCAUGGACCAUACUCUGCGUGGCAGCUGAUGAUAAUAUGGAGGACAUAGGCAGAACACCCACAUUGACAAGCGGCACCUCUGUGGUUGGUUUCACAUCCGAGGCAACAAGUCUUUCACUUAGUCACCUUGAUUUAUGUCUCCGGCUCGAGCUGCCCCUGAUGAUAGUCAUUACCAAGCUGGAUCUUGCUAACAAGACUGGUUUGCGACUAGUACUGGGAAAGCUGCUGACUGCUUUGAAGGCUGCACACCGGUCGCCCGUCAUGUUGAGCAACACGCCUGGGCCAUCAACGACGUCGGAGGCAGGCGGAUCCGUGGCCGAACUUCAGUCCAUUAUGGCGAAAGACCAAGUCGAGAUUGAUCGACUCAUUUCGUCCAUACAAGACGGCGAAUCCUCUAAACGUAUACCUAUACUCAUGACGAGCGCCGUUACCGGACAAGGUAUAAGCAAGCUUCACGCGUUGCUUCGCUCUCUACCUGAUUCAAGUUCCAGGCAAACUACGCCAUCACCUUCACAUGGAUCCCCCACACCUUCAGCAAUCUUUCAUGUGGAUGAAGUCUUCAGCAUCCCACCAUCGCGAGUCUACAGUUCGGAAGCUGAGACCCGCCCUGACAAACAAGGUAUAGUGCUUUGUGGGUAUAUUUCCCGGGGCACACUCUCGAUUGGCGAUGUCCUGUUCCUCGGACCGUUCGCGCAAGACCUAGACCUGCCUUCAUCCCACAGAUCUCAGCCUAUGCUGCGGUCAAAGUCCUAUUGUGCAGGACAGUCUCCCUCUGAGAAGACUGCUGGCAUAGUGGCACGGUCGUAUCAAGGGGAGAGCUUGAGAGCAGCUGCAUUCAAGGCGCAGACGAUACCAAUUUUCCUGCAUAUAAGGGUCGUCUCCCUGCGUAAUCUACGCCUUCCAGUGACUCAUCUGCGACAAGGCGAGACCGGCACGAUCGGAGUUGAGCUGAUCCGGGUCGGCAUGGGAAAUGAACCAUUCGGAUUGGAAAGAGCACGAAAAGGGAUGGUAUUGAUGCAGUCCAAGGGUGCCCCGACCGGCUAUCACUCGUUUUCAGCAACCUUCCCAGCCUCUGACUUUGGUCAAGCUAACUCGCCACCCCUGAUCCUGGGCGGUCAUGCCAUUCUCUACGUGAACAGUCUCCGAGCUGCUAUCAAGGUGACUGCAGUGGCCUUGGAUGACGAGGCACAAGGAAAGGAAAGAUCCUCCUCGCUGGAUGCGGAGAUAUUUUCGUUUGACAGCGACGGUGAGACUGGUAAUGUCGGGGAGUCUGACUCAGAUGCCAAGUCAGCAAAGGAGAUUACAAUCAAAUUUCGAUUUGUCAGUUCAGUUGAAUGGAUUAGUAUAGGCGAUCAGGUUCUGGUUGUACCGACUGUCACAGCUCCUGGUCCGGUGACAGGACCUGCAGUGUCUAAUACGUCCGUACUGGCUGGCUUUGUUGGAAGAGUGAGCGACUUAGUCGAUUGAAAGAUGUCAUCUGUAGAGACAUCCGACCUCCAAAUAGGUUGACCAUGGAC
This is a messenger RNA of Exophiala viscosa, 2830 nucleotides long. RefSeq names its product elongation factor EF-1 alpha subunit. NCBI's taxonomy places the organism in Eukaryota, Fungi, Ascomycota, Eurotiomycetes, Chaetothyriales, Herpotrichiellaceae. The record is from RefSeq and is a predicted model, not a curated record. The transcript has a single exon. Gene Ontology annotation, biological process: translational elongation. Gene Ontology annotation, molecular function: GTPase activity; translation elongation factor activity; GTP binding. The coding region runs from base 102 to 2780 and encodes 892 amino acids.